Orycteropus afer afer is the source of this 1575-nucleotide messenger RNA. NCBI's taxonomy places the organism in Eukaryota, Metazoa, Chordata, Mammalia, Tubulidentata, Orycteropodidae. The record is from RefSeq and is a predicted model, not a curated record.
AUGCUCUCAGGCCUGGGCCAGGCCGGCGCACUCCAGAGGUCUAACCUGCAGCCGUGCGAACUGCAGCCACUUGAACAGACAGGCCUCUACACCGGUUCCACGAAGCACAGCAGGCACUCGUGCAUCUGGGCCUCUCACCGCACAGAGGCCCAGAGACAGACUCUGGCUUCUCCUCUGCCCGCUAAGUGCGGGAGAAGGGGCGAGGGCGACUCCCCUGCUCUUGCCCGCCGCGGAGUCGCCCUCAGCCCCUCCUGGGGCCGAAACCCCUUCCCCGCAGCCUUGCGGGGACCCCCAGCCCAGAGCGCUGGCAAGGCGGCCCGGGAGGCAGUGGCGACAACAAGUGGCCGGAUUGGGCGGCUUGGUCUCGAUAGCGGAGGCUGGAAGCGAAAGGCGGAGGGGCUGGGACUCGGACACCCCCAGGCCCUCAGCUCCGGGGUACCUCCUGGCCCCCAUGUGGACGGAGUGCUCCGGACUCAAGGGAGCUUGGCCCCCUGGGAUCUGUUUGUUAUUGGGGGAGGGGCUGCCACCGCCUGGGGACUGGCCAUGUCUGGGCCACGAGCCACCUGCUUCUCACCAAGUCCCCCGCAAGCCUCCAGACGCCGGAGGGCCAAGGAGAAGGGUCUGUUCGCUGUGGGCAGGCGGGUGGCUGGGUGCCGCUCUCCUGACCGGCUCCUUCCUCGUCCCCGGAGCCCUGGUUCCUGCUCAGCUGGGUGGAAGCCGGCUGUCCAGGGCCUGGGCUACUACCAGCAUGGCCCUGGCACCCUCACUCCAGCCCUCCCUGGGUCCCUCGUCUCCCGAUCUCCCAGCCCUGGGCUUCAGGCCAUGAAGAAGAGGGGAAGCUUCAGUGAGACCAGGGUACCCCAAGAGCCCUCCUCCCAGGAGACCAAGCCUCUGCAGGCCCCAGGCACCCCUGUGGACCUUGACUUCCAUGUCUGGGUGGAAAGGGUAGCCAGCCCUGGCGUAGAUCCCCCAAGAGGACCCUGCUCUCUCUGCCUCCCCAAUGCCCCAUUAACGUUCCUGCCCCAGGGCAAUGUGGAGAUCCGCGAGGCCUUCAAAGUGUUUGACCGAGACGGCAACGGUUUCAUCUCCAAGCAGGAGCUGGGCACGGCAAUGCGCUCCCUGGGCUACAUGCCCAACGAGGUGGAGCUGGAAGUGAUCAUCCAGAGGCUGGACAUGGAUGGUGACGGCCAAGUGGACUUUGAGGAGUUUGUAACCCUCCUGGGACCCAAGCUCUCCACCUCGGGGAUCCCGGAGAAGUUCCACGGCACUGACUUUGACACGGUUUUCUGGAAGUGCGACAUGCAGAAGCUGACGGUGGAUGAGCUGAAGCGCCUGCUCUAUGACACCUUCUGUGAGCACCUGUCCAUGAAGGACAUCGAGAACAUCAUCAUGACGGAGGAGGAGAGCCACCUGGGCACGGCUGAGGAGUGCCCCGUGGAUGUGGAGACCUGCUCCAACCAGCAGAUCCGCCAGACGUGCGUGCGCAAAAGUCUCAUCUGCGCCUUCGCCAUUGCCUUCAUCAUCAGCGUCAUGCUGAUCGCGGCCAACCAGGUGCUGCGCAGCGGCAUGAAAUAG